This is a messenger RNA of Marasmius oreades (fairy-ring Marasmius), 1317 nucleotides long. RefSeq lists its product as uncharacterized. Bases 1 to 1317 code for a protein of 438 amino acids. NCBI's taxonomy places the organism in Eukaryota, Fungi, Basidiomycota, Agaricomycetes, Agaricales, Marasmiaceae. The record is from RefSeq and is a predicted model, not a curated record. The transcript has 4 exons.
AUGCCUCGUAUCCUUCCACGUCUAAUCAAGAAAUUGGCUGAGAACCCUCCACGUUUGUCUGAACGAUUCCAACACGACAGCUUACGCGCAAAUAAAAUAUCGCUGCGGAGACCUGUACCAACUGCGCCAUCCUUCAAUCCGGAAGACUAUCCAAAGUCCAUCUUGAUCUCAUCGAAAAAUCCAGUUUCCAACUCGGGCGAAUAUAUACACCACAAGUCGUUACCACCUCGUAUAUGCGUAGGAAAACGUGUCAAUACGAAGGAUUCGAAGAAUUAUGGACAUGAUGCUCCAAGAGAGAUGACCGAGGAAGAACGGGGGUGGUGGUCUAGUCCAUAUCUUCGAAUGCUUGCCUCUCCAAUACGGCGUUGUCUUGUGACAGGACAGUAUCUUCCUUCAGACUUUCUGGUCCGUUUGAGCCUCAUGAAGUUGCCAUCCUCGCGGCCAUUACGAUUUCUUCACCCCAACCUUCAAAUUCCCUCAUUACUGGUCCCCGACGGUUUACAACAUCCAAAGUUCCAAGUUAGACGCUCUGGAACGUCUGUGUACAUGUUGUGUUCAAAGGCAGCACUUGUGAAAAUGAAAGAAAGAAGUUUACACCAGCGUUUUGGUACCGAAGUACACGCAUUUCUCGGGGAACAGAUACGGCAUUUACUUCGAUUGAGAGUUCUCCAGGAACUUCAAUUAGUCUACGAACAGCUUAGGUUUCGGCCUAGAAAGAUGGCCAACCAGACGCUUAUACGGAGACUAACGCGAAGCGAAUGGAAGGAGUUGCAGUCCUCCGGGGUCGCCUUGAUUGAAAAUGCCAUUGCGAUUCUCGUUGUCCCGCCGGUUAAUCGUGAUCAUAUCACAAAAGCGAGGCCUGAACCAUCGAUGGCAUCCUCACCGCCGUCUAAUGUAUCAAGCAACCGAACACAGGACGCCACCUCCCGCCCCAUAUCAGUAUUUUAUCCAGCGUCUUCCAACAAUCCUCAACAAUCCUCUAGUGGUCCUAAACCUCUUGCCGCUCACCAAAUUCCACUUUACCAUAGCGGCUCCAUGUUUCCGGAGCCUACACAACGUGCUGCCCUCCAUAAGAUUCUAUCCGAUAUCUUGACUGUGGAGCGUAGAGCACGUUAUGGCACCAACCUCGGUCGAGCCGAAGAAAAACCCAGCCACGCUUUCGCGUUGCUUUCAAACGAGGUAACGAUACAGCAUGCGGACAUAGCUGCUGUUGGCGUCGCGUUAUGGAGAGUGCGUAUGUUUGAAGGGUUAGGGUGCGGGGGAAAGUCUGGCUGGAUGAAACGAACCAAGUAUCGUUCUGUGGUGGAAUUUGAAUAA